Messenger RNA from Leptinotarsa decemlineata (Colorado potato beetle), 1619 nucleotides. RefSeq lists its product as uncharacterized. The record is from RefSeq and is a predicted model, not a curated record. Gene Ontology annotation, molecular function: cytoskeletal protein binding. Gene Ontology annotation, biological process: regulation of cell projection organization. NCBI's taxonomy places the organism in Eukaryota, Metazoa, Arthropoda, Insecta, Coleoptera, Chrysomelidae.
ACAUGUUCAGAAAUAUUACCAGUUUCAGGGAAGUUUUGUUAGAGUAGCAAGUAUGGUUAUGAACAGAGAAACUUUUGAAGGGUUUGAUUAUGUAGUCAAUGUUAAAGCAAGCGAUAAGAUCUGCUUCGGCUCAACUAUUGAAAGAAACACGAGUCCAGUUGGCAAAGGGCUAUCACCCUACCAGAAGUUACAGGUCUCAGAAAUAUUUCCGAGGAUUGGUCCAGGAUAUUACGACUCUGCUAAAAUUACAUCGGCUUUCCACCAUCAACUCAAUAAGGUCAGGAGCAAAGCUGGUGUAGGGCCUUUGGCUAGUAAGGAUCCACGGUUUAGACAGAGGAUUUACCAUAGAACGCCUUCUCCUGGAAGAUAUGAUGUAAGAAUCAAAAGAAAAAUCAAAAGAAGUGCAGUACCUUUCGGAACAACUUCUCAUCGGAAACAAUUUAUAUGUGAUAAUGAUAACCCUGGGCCACCCACAUAUAAUUUGCAAGGAUUUAGUGAAUAUGCGAGAACGAAAUCCACGAAUAGUUUUGGUAAACCAAAAAUUUACAACGCCGUAGAAACUAUUUGUGUUAAUAAUCCCACAGAUACCUGCCAUAAAUGUAUCAAGUUAUGCGAAGGGGAUUACUGGCACAAAGACUAUGCAUUGUUUUUGUGCCAACUCUGUUGGAAUGAAGAAAAAACAACUAGAGAGAUUUACGAUGAAACGACGUUGAAACAAUUUAAGAAAAUACGGAACUGUUCCUUCAUGCAUGAUCAUCAGAAUACCAAUGCUGCUGUAAGAAUUGUACCUGGAAAAAAGGUGACAAAGAAAAUACGAAUCGAAAAUUACUUAGAUGUGUAUUUCGUCCAUUAAUAAAAAUUAUCAGCACAGGGUUUCGAAGUUUGUCUAUGGAACUAUUGAACUAUGAACUAUGCCAUAUUCUGCAUUUAAUAGAUUGUCCAAUAUGUUAUGUUCCAAAAUAAUAACUGGCAUAGUCUUCCUCAACGUUGUCAUUAUUGGCUCAUUAUGUUUUCACUGAGCACAUUGUUUCCGGACCCAAUGAUCAUUUGUUUCACGCUUUGUGUAGUAGUUCAUCAAUUAUUGAUGCCUGCGUAGUAUCAGAGCUUCGGUGAAAGGACCUUUUUGGAAAAAAUAAUAUUAAUUCGCCGACCGCUGAUCAGAAAGCUAGCUCCAGUUCUAGUGCAGUCUCCUGUAUAAAGAGUAUAUACUCUAAUCCCUUGAGAGUUCGAAGAAACUUGUAGCCCCAAGCCAGAUCAUGAAUUGCAGACUUAUCAGUUUCUCCUAUAAUCAGGGUUGCUUAACACUGCAAACAUUUCAAAAUUUCCACUUACUUUCCGGAAGAUGAGUCAUAGUUUGUUAUUAUUCCAUACGAACAAAAUCGGUCGAAUAAAUGGAAAAUUAAACAGUCGUUCUUCUUGAUUAAAUACUCAAAUGAUGCCAUACGAACUGUGAAUUGUGUAAAAGCUAUUUUACGGGUCUGCAAAGGCAUAUAGACGUAUAUAGCCAUAUAGCCACAUAGACCGUUACCAUAUUGUCUUUGAUAAUGUCUUCUGCAGUUGUAGACGAAACGUCAGGCAUAAAAACCUGCAGACCAUGGCCAAAAAACCCUGAAAAUAGC